CCUCCUUUGAUGUCUGGGGCGUUCUUGUAUUCGGUGAUCUUUUGCGCCGUCUUCUUGCUUGAUGUCUCCUGAGCGGCGGCGGCGCCGGGUUGAGGACUGAGUUAUCCGCGAGGCCCCGCGCUCAAGCCGCCUUCUCCUGCCGGUCGGUAGAACGGACCCUUUGCUUUAUUCGUGCCUCCUCCUUCUUUUUCCCUGUGGCUCAGCUUGUCCGCUGGACUGCAAACCGAGCUCCCGUCUGUCUUGCAGAUUUCCAUGAAGACAACUUACAAGGACCUGUAUGGCCUCAUUUUAGCUGCUUCAGUGUGUUGGAGCUGUUACUUGCUCCUUCAUUUCCUGGGCCUGGUGUGACAGUGGCUACUGAGCGCCAUGAAGGUUGUCCCAGAAAAGAAUGCUGUCCGGAUACUCUGGGGGCGAGAACGGGGUGCUCGGGCCAUGGGAGCUCAGCGGCUUCUGCAGGAGCUGGUGGAAGAUAAAACCCGGUGGAUGAAAUGGGAGGGCAAGAGAGUAGAACUGCCGGAUAGUCCACGCUCUACCUUCUUAUUGGCCUUCAGCCCAGACAGGACUCUCUUAGCCUCCACCCAUGUGAAUCAUAAUAUCUAUAUUACGGAGGUGAAGACUGGCAAGUGUGUUCAUUCCUUGAUUGGACACCGCCGUACUCCGUGGUGUGUCACUUUUCAUCCCACCAUCUCAGGCCUUAUUGCUUCCGGCUGCCUAGAUGGGGAAGUUAGGAUUUGGGAUUUACACGGUGGCAGUGAAAGCUGGUUCACAGAUAGCAACAAUGCCAUUGCCUCCCUGGCUUUCCACCCUACGGCUCAGCUCCUGCUGAUUGCCACUGCCAAUGAGAUCCACUUCUGGGACUGGAGUCGACGGGAACCCUUUGCUGUGGUGAAGACAGCUAGUGAGAUGGAACGGGUCCGUCUGGUGAGAUUUGAUCCACUUGGACACUACUUACUCACAGCAAUUGUUAACCCCUCUAAUCAACAGGGUGAUGACGAACCAGAGAUCCCCAUAGAUGGAACAGAAUUAUCCCACUACCGUCAGCGUGCCCUCCUGCAAUCACAGCCAGUUCGCCGGACACCUCUCCUCCACAAUUUCCUGCACAUGCUGUCCUCCCGCUCUUCUGGCAUCCAGGUGGGAGAGCAAAGCACAGUGCAAGAUUCUGCUACCCCCUCACCCCCACCGCCUCCCCCUCAGCCCUCCACGGAGCGCCCCAGGACUUCCGCUUACAUCAGGCUCCGACAGCGGACCGAGCCCUUCCAUCCCCCGGAGCAGGCCUCGUCAACGCAGCAGGACCAGGGCCUCCUGAACCGGCCGUCUGCCUUCAGUACAGUCCAGAGCAGCACUGCCGGCAACACGCUCCGCAACCUCAGUCUGGGUCCUACCCGCCGCUCUUUGGGAGGGCCUCUGUCUAGCCACCCUUCUAGGUAUCACCGAGAAAUAGCUCCCGGGUUGACAGGAUCUGAGUGGACCCGGACAGUACUCAGUCUGAACUCCCGCUCUGAGGCGGAAUCCAUGCCCCCGCCCAGGACCAGUGCCUCUUCAGUGAGUUUGCUGUCUGUGCUGAGACAGCAGGAAGGUGGCUCUCAGGCAUCUGUGUACACUUCAGCCACAGAAGGGAGGGGUUUUCCAGCAUCAGGGUUGGCAACUGAGUCAGAUGGAGGGAAUGGCUCCAGCCAAAAUAACUCGGGCAACAUUCGUCAUGAGCUUCAGUGUGACCUGAGACGCUUCUUUUUGGAGUAUGACCGGCUUCAGGAGCUGGAUCAGAGCCUGAGUGGGGAAGCUCCCCAGACCCAGCAGGCCCAGGAAAUGCUCAACAAUAACCUUGAAUCUGAAAGGCCAGGCCCUUCCCACCAGCCCACCCCACACAGCAGUGAGAACAACUCCAACCUGUCCCGUGGCCACCUGAAUCGCUGUCGUGCUUGCCACAAUCUCCUGACCUUCAACAACGAUACCCUGCGCUGGGAAAGAACCACACCUAACUACUCCUCUGGCGAGGCUAGCUCCUCCUGGCAGGUCCCCAGCUCCUUUGAGGGUGUGCCAUCGAGUGGCAGCCAGUUACCACCUCUUGAGCGGACUGAGGGCCAAACGCCCAGCUCCAGCAGGCUGGAGUUGAGCAGCUCUGCUAGUCCGCAGGAGGAGAGGACUGUGGGGGUGGCCUUUAACCAGGAGACAGGCCACUGGGAAAGAAUUUACACCCAGUCCAGCAGAUCUGGAACUGUGUCACAGGAGGCCUUACAUCAGGAUAUGCCUGAGGAAAGCUCUGAGGAGGAUUCACUCAGGAGGAGGCUGCUGGAAUCUUCCCUCAUUUCAUUAUCCCGUUAUGAUGGAGCAGGAUCCAGAGAGCACCCAAUUUACCCAGACCCAGCGAGAUUAUCUCCUGCUGCAUACUACGCCCAGAGGAUGAUCCAGUAUCUCUCACGGAGAGACAGUAUUCGCCAGCGCUCCAUGCGCUACCAACAGAACCGUCUCCGUUCUUCCACCUCCUCCUCUUCCUCAGACAACCAGGGUCCAUCAGUAGAGGGAACCGACUUGGAAUUUGAGGACUUUGAGGACAAUGGUGACAGAUCCAGGCACCGAGCUCCACGCAAUGCCCGGAUGUCCGCACCUUCGCUUGGACGCUUUGUCCCAAGGCGUUUCUUGCUGCCUGAGUACUUGCCUUAUGCUGGGAUUUUUCAUGAACGUGGACAGCCUGGCUUGGCUACUCACUCUUCUGUUAACAGGGUCCUGGCAGGUGCAGUGAUCGGUGAUGGACAGUCUGCCGUGGCCAGUAACAUUGCCAAUACUACCUACCGGCUCCAGUGGUGGGACUUCACUAAGUUUGACCUCCCUGAAAUCAGUAAUGCCUCCGUGAAUGUGCUGGUGCAGAACUGCAAGAUCUACAAUGAUGCCAGCUGUGACAUUUCUGCAGAUGGCCAGCUCCUGGCAGCUUUCAUCCCCAGCAGCCAGAGGGGCUUUCCCGAUGAAGGCAUCCUGGCAGUAUACUCCCUGGCCCCCCAUAACCUGGGCGAAAUGCUCUACACCAAGCGAUUUGGUCCCAAUGCCAUUUCGGUGAGCCUGUCCCCAAUGGGCAGAUAUGUAAUGGUGGGCUUGGCCUCACGAAGGAUCCUGCUGCACCCCUCCACAGAGCACAUGGUGGCCCAGGUCUUCAGGCUGCAACAGGCCCAUGGUGGAGAGACCUCCAUGAGGAGAGUUUUCAACGUCCUUUACCCAAUGCCUGCCGACCAGCGGAGACAUGUCAGUAUCAACUCUGCCCGUUGGCUGCCUGAGCCAGGGCUUGGCCUGGCCUAUGGUACUAACAAAGGAGACUUGGUGAUCUGCCGACCAGAGGCCUUAAACUCUGGUGUUGAGUACUACUGGGACCAGCUGAACGAGACGGUCUUCACUGUCCAUUCCAACAGCAGGAGCAGCGAGCGGCCUGGAACCAGCAGAGCCACAUGGAGGACAGACAGAGACAUGGGGCUGAUGAAUGCCAUUGGGCUGCAGCCCCGGAACCCUACCACCUCAGUGACAUCUCAGGGCACCCAGACUCUGGCCCUUCAGCUGCAGAAUGCCGAAACACAGACUGAGAGGGAGGUGCCGGAGCCAGGGACAGCCGCCUCAGGUCCUGGUGAAGGUGAGGGAUCAGAGUAUGGUGCCAGUGGAGAAGAUGCACUCAGCAGGAUCCAGAGGCUGAUGGCAGAGGGCGGCAUGACAGCCGUGGUGCAGCGGGAGCAGAGCACCACCAUGGCCUCCAUGGGCGGCUUCGGCAACAACAUCAUCGUCAGCCACCGCAUUCACCGCAGCUCUCAGACGGGCACUGAACCUGGUGCCGCCCGCACCUCCUCACCCCAGCCCUCCACCUCUCGGGGACUGCUCCCAGAGCCCGGGCAACUGGCAGAGCGAGGCCUAAGCCCCCGGACAGCUUCCUGGGACCAGCCUGGUACCCCUGGGCAGGAGCCAACCCCACCACCCUUACCCUCCUCCUCCCCUGUCCCUGUUCCUGUUUCCCUUCCCAGCGCUGAGGGACCAACCCUCCACUGCGACUUGACCAACAACAACCACCUUCCGGAUGGUGGCAGCAGCAGGGGGCACUCUGCAGGCCCUAGGGGGGAACCACGGAACAGGUAGAGACAAACAUUGCACUGGUGCCUCCCCUCGAACCGCCAAGCAGAAACCGGACCUCACAGCUGACUGGGAACUGGACGUGCGGAAGAGCUGCUGGCUGCAUCAGGGAACAGGAGGAGGAGGGUCGGGGUGGAGAGGAGGUCAGUCAGUGGGCACGAGACAGUCGAAUGGGCAAGGCCUGCCUCGGGGAACUAGAACCUUCGAGGACAUGGAGCCCAGGAGAGCCACACUGUGGGCUUAAUGUGAAUGGAGGAGCGAGUGGGUAUCUCUGCUAGACACCCCACUUUCUCCUAGUAACAUGGGCUCAGGGGACUCAGCCCUGGACAGGGAGCCUCCAGAGAGUGAACAGUCUUCCAGAUCUGGGCCAAUCAUCCUGGACAGAGGCCCUCGAGGCAGCUUUGCCCUGUCCACCUGUUGGGUGGGCAGAGCCACCAGGA
Molecule: messenger RNA, 4541 nt
Organism: Mandrillus leucophaeus (drill)
Lineage: Eukaryota; Metazoa; Chordata; Mammalia; Primates; Cercopithecidae
Gene: AMBRA1
Product: autophagy/beclin-1 regulator 1
Exons: 19
Coding region: 367-4107 (1246 amino acids)
Biological process (GO): autophagy
Cellular component (GO): intracellular membrane-bounded organelle
Molecular function (GO): protein binding
Source: RefSeq, a predicted model, not a curated record